AUGGACGGGGCGUCUGGGCGUGCGGGCUUUUCGUCGCUCGCCUUCUCGGCUCUGUCUGCUCCCGAGGUCGAGGAAACUGUACCUUCGUUCGUUCCUCGCGUGCUGCGAAUCAACAACGAGGCCUCGCUGAAGUCGCGAGGCGGCAUCGUCUCGGUCGCCGCAGGCAGCAGGUGUCUGUACGUCGCGUGUCUGAACGGCGAUCUCCUGCGCUGGUACCCCGACGAGAAUGAGGGGACUCGAAUCGAGUUCCAAGCGCCACGGGCCACAGAGAGACUGGAGAUUCGGCGCGUGUUUCUCGACGAGAAAGGCAUGCACUGCCUGGUGGCGAUGGCGAACGGAGACAAUUAUUACGUGCACUACAGCAGCGAUCAAGCGCGUUUCCUCACCCGGCUGCAAGACCACUUUGUCGAGAGCGUUGCGUGGAGUCGAAACUCGACAGAGUCGUCCACGCGCGACUUCAUCAUCGGGACGCGACACGGAGCGGUCGUCGAGUGCCUGAUUGAAGGCGGCAAGGAUCGGCACGUGCGGCCACUCUUUGAGUUUCCCCAGAAGGCGCCUGUGCUGGACGUGCACAUCGAGGCUUCACCUUUGGCUGGGGGGGUUCAACGCCAGCUGCUUCUCGCAGCGAUGCCGAGGCAUCUGUACCUCUUUGCUGGGAAUCCAACUCUCUCUGCAACCUUUCAGAACCUGUCUUCGUCUCCGUCCGAUCUGAAGUCUUUCUUAGCCUUUGAGGUGCCGAAAGAAAGCCCGCAGGCAGGCUCGGUCCUCCAGUUGCUGAGGAAGAAGGGUAGCGUCGACAUGCUCGUCUUCUGGACCACAGGUGUCGGCAUCGUCUCGUCCACUCUCUGCCUGUCUUCUUCCUCGCCUUCGGAUACGUCGUCCCCUGUUUCCCCUGCGCGUUCCUUCUUCCCCUCCGAGCCGCCCUCGGUCAUUUCCUUCCCCUCGUCCUCGUCCUUUUCCUCACAAGACAACCGUUCCUCUUCUUUCGGUGGAGCAGAGGGAGAUUCAGAGUUCGACAGAGACAGAAGAGGCAGGGGUGACAGGCGAAGAGACGAAGACGACAACGCGUUGCUUCCCGCCAACCCAGGAGGGCCAGCUCCACUGUCUGUGAUGGUCACGAAUUUUCAUGUUCUCUUGCUCUACGACGGAAAACUUGUUGCGCUCUCGAGAAUCACAGAGGAAAAGGUUGUGGAAGUGCCUCUCUCGGCUGUGAAAUACGGCACUGUUCGUCGCCUUCUGCAGGACCGGUUCGACCAGUCGGUUUUCCUCUACACCGACACCUUCCUCUGCCAGCUAGUCAUUUCGAAGGAAUCAGCGCAGGCGUGGCGACUGUAUCUCCACCAGGGGAAAUUCGCCAUCGCGCUCUCGUACUGCUCCACUGCGGCGCAGCGCGAGCGAGUCAUCGUUUCGCAGGCGAGAUGGCAAAUCAGCCGAGGGCGGUUCGUGGAAGCUGCGGAACUUCUUGCGCAAGCGCAGUCCGUUCCGUUUGAAGACAUUUGUCUCUUUUUCCUCGCCCACAACCAAACGGCGGCUCUGCGCAGCUUCUUCCUCAGCAGAUUCAACCAACUCGCCAACGCCGUCGGCGCGGGGCCGGCAAUUCCCUUUGGAGCGCACGCCGGUCCCUCGCGGCCGCCUCUCCAGGGGGACGGACCUGAAAGUCUCCGGCCGUCGUCUGCCUCGCCGACUCCGCAGCAAGUGAUGCUGUUCGUGUGGAUUUUGGAGUUGCUGCUUCACGAGCUCGCACAGAUCGACGCUGCCCUGUUGCGCCGGCGGCCCGAAGCGAGGAAUCCAGAAACGGACCAGGCGCGGCGAGAGGAAGAAGACGGCGAGAACGACGAGGCAGAGAAGACGCGAGAAGUCGAGUUGCUGAAGGAGAGACAACGCGCGACGCAAGAAGAACUCCGGAGACUGCUGGGCGACUUUCGAGGUGUCGACGAAGUGCAGGCUACGGUGUACGCGUUGCUGCAAUCCCACGGACGCUUCGAGGAUCUUCACUUUUUCGCCGAACUUUGUGGGGACUUUGAGAGCGUCGUCGUUCACUAUCUGAGCCGCCGGGACUACGCAACGGUCAUCGAAAAGCUCGCCCGGAUGAGCGAGACUCCUCUGCGCGACGCGCUGCUCUACCGUCUCUCGCCUCUCCUGUUUCGCCACGAACCGCGAGCGUUCACGGCACUCUGCGUCUCGCCCGCCUUCGCCCACGUCGACCCCGCGCGGCUGCUUCCGGCUCUGUUGCACUGCCGGCGAGCGGACAACGAGAAGGGCGGCGAGCGAGAGGGCCGUGACCAGACAGAGAUGCGGGGCGAGAGAAGCGCACGAGACGGCGCAGAGCACAGAGACUGCGCGGUCCAACUCCUCACGCACUUUGCCCGGCAGGCGACGCCGUUCAAGGGGGGACCCACAGGAGUGUCCGGGAUAGGGGCAGGUUUUCCCAGCGACUCGCACGGCCCUCUCGCGCGUCUGUCGCCUGCUGGGGACUCGGGCUGCUUGGGUGCGUCUCGCGGAAACGGCGCGUCGUCCGCUCGGGUUUUUCGCGGCCCACAAAGCGCGCUUUCCGCUCCGCAGAAGGGCCAACCCCAAGGCAGCUGGAAGGGCGCUACUGGGCUCUGGAACUCGCUCAUUGUCUUGAAGGCCGAGGCGGAGGACGAAGACGAUCUCCUGCGGCUGCUGGCGUCUCAGAAGCCUGGACACCUCCCCUUCGACCCUCAGUUUGCGCUACGCUUCUGCCUGGAGAAGGGCCGAGAACGGUCUGCCGUGCUCCUCUACGGCCUCGUCGGUCUCCACAAGGAAGCUGUGGAGAAGGCGCUGUCGACGAACGACAUGACUCUCGGCCAGCAUGCGGCCAACGCGCCGGCAGAUCCCGCGCAGCGCCAGGAGCUCUGGCUGCGCCUCGCAAAGCACGCGGCCGUCCACGAAGACGUUCCAGCUCUCGUGGCUCUCGUCAAACAGUCCGGAAAUUUGCUGAAGAUCCAAGAUGUCCUUCCGUACAUCUCGGACUCGACGGUGAUCGACUCCCUGAAAGAAGACAUCUGUGCCUCGUUGGACGCCUACGAGCAGCGCAUUGCGUCUCGGUACCAAGAAAUGGAGACGCACAAAGAGGCGAUAUCUGCCCUCAAAGACGAGUUGCGAACUGUGAACCAACGGUGCGUGGUUGUGGAGGUGGACCAGAUCUGCGACGUGUGCUGCGAAUCGAUUUUCACCGAGCGUUUCUACGCCUUUGGCUGCGGGCACUGCUUCCACGUCUCGUGUUGCCAGCGCCUGCGUGUCCCUGCCAUGGACGUGGACGCCCUCGCCGAAUUCGAGCGACGCAUCGUUGAGCUCGAUCGCGCCCUAGAGCGCGGCGCGCCGGCAGAAGAUCUGGAGCAACUUGAGAGCGCCGUCGACGACAUUCUGGCCGGCGAGUGCUCCAUCUGCGGAACGCUCAUGAUCCGCUCGAUCACUCUCCCCUUCAUCGGAGCCGGAGAAAGCCCCGAGGAAGUCAACAGCUGGAAUAUCAUUGAAGACUCUAGUGGUCUCCAAGAUGAUGGAAAAGGCUAG
Neospora caninum is the source of this 3534-nucleotide messenger RNA. RefSeq lists its product as hypothetical. The transcript is spliced from 18 exons. NCBI's taxonomy places the organism in Eukaryota, Apicomplexa, Conoidasida, Eucoccidiorida, Sarcocystidae. The coding region runs from base 1 to 3534 and encodes 1177 amino acids. The record is from RefSeq and is a predicted model, not a curated record. Gene Ontology annotation, biological process: vacuole organization; organelle fusion; endosome organization. Gene Ontology annotation, molecular function: protein-macromolecule adaptor activity. Gene Ontology annotation, cellular component: HOPS complex; endosome.